Molecule: messenger RNA, 3487 nt
Organism: Haliotis rufescens (red abalone)
Lineage: Eukaryota; Metazoa; Mollusca; Gastropoda; Lepetellida; Haliotidae
Product: alpha-tocopherol transfer protein-like
Exons: 8
Coding region: 179-1102 (307 amino acids)
Cellular component (GO): membrane
Molecular function (GO): phosphatidylinositol bisphosphate binding
Source: RefSeq, a predicted model, not a curated record
UUUGUCCCUCCACUGCGUAGGAGGGUCUGUGUUCGGCUGUGUAGGACUGUGUUCGGCUGUGUAGGACUGUGUUCACGGAUGACUGCGUUCAAGAAGCGUCAGUCUGAAUAUAACAACACUCGAGGCGGAGCUACUUCUUCUUGUAUCCUCCACACAAGUUGAUAUCAGUCCUGAGAGAAUGACGUCAGCAGGAUGCGUGGUAGAUGAGCUCACGCCGGAGUUGCGGGAGAGGGCGGCGUUAUACGCGAGUGAAGACCUGAGCGCAAGGGAGAUUAUCCUGGAGGAGAUGCAGUCCACCCUGAAGACACUCGUUCCAGAUGUUGCAGCGGACGAAAGUCGUCUGCUUCGCUUCCUUCGUGCGAACGAAUUCCGAAUGAAGCAGACGUCCGACUGUGUGAAGGCGUUCUACAAGUACAAGGCCAACAACCCCGACCUCUUCACGCCGCUACCUCUACAGGAGGCUCGCGACAUCGUUCACAGCGGCCUCCUCGGUGUGUUGCCGGGCCGAGACGUGCAGGGAGGCAGGGUGUUGUACGUCAGGAUAGGUCUCUGGGAGCCGGAAACCACGCCGAUGGUAGAUCUCUUCAGACUUACUAUUUCUCUCCAGCUCAAACUCAUACAGGACCCCGAGACUCAAAUAGGGGGACUAAGGACUGUUGAGGACAUGGAAGCGUUGUCAUGGAAACACGUUAGAGCACUCUCAAUACCACUAAUGCGGAAGCUCAGCAAACUCUAUGAGGAAGCGUUUCCGGCUCGGUUUGAUGGCUUCCACAACAUGAACGAAUCUGGGGCCAUUGAUCGCCUGUACACACUCGUCAAGCCGUUCCUCAGCACAAGGUUAAAGGGGCGGAAUCACUUUCAUGGAAACGACUAUGCAGAGUUAUACGAGUAUAUUCCGCUGGAGAACUUGCCAGAACUGUACGGCGGCAGCGUAACAGACACACAGAUACAGGAUUUCACAAUGUCACUUCUGAGGGAUUUUAAAGGAGAUGACUUUGGUGAUGGGGGGUCGGUGAAGAUCUCCAAAGAGGACAAGGUCGCACGUGACACCGUGGCGACAGAGUCAGCAUACGGGAGCUACAAGAGAGUUGACCCGUCCUAGUUGUCUGGGAGAAGGUCUGCAACAACUACGGUGCUAUUCCAGUGUGAUGGAAGUUAUAUCAUAGAACUUUAGCAUUUCACCAUUUCUUAUGGCCCUUUAGGCAAGUAUUCUCAAAGGCAGAAGUAUCUGUGAUCAUAGAAAUCAAAUAAUAAUGUUAAUUAAUAUUAAUUAUAAUGAAGUGGAUAUAAUGGUUCUCAAUACAACUCUGUACAGAACAAACCACUUGUCAAGACUCGCUGAAAACGUGGUGCCUGUUUGGGGGUUUAAUGAAGAUCACGCCAAAUUAUCUUUCCUAACUGCUGUACAUCUCUAACAACGAUAAUUAUACUACUCAGAAAUAGUUGAGGAUCACCCGAUUCUUUCAUAUUACUAUAUAUGAUAAUCAGUCAUAUCAUGCCAGAUUAGGGGGCGGUCGGGUAGCCUAGUGGUUAAAGCGUUCGCUCGUCACGCCGAAGACCCGGGAUCGAUUCCCGACAUGGGUACAAUGUGUGAAGCCCAUUUCUGAUGUCCCCCGCCGUGAUAUUGCUGAAAUAUUGCUAUAAGUGGCAUAAAACCAUACUCACUCACUCACUCAUUCACACACUCAUGCCAGGUUAACUAUGUUUAUAUGGAAGAAUCUGAUGACUCUUAACUUUUUUAGCGUUAUAUUACUAGACAUUUCACCAUCGGUGUGUAUCAACACAAAUGUUGCUGGACAGAAUUUAAUUUUGAAAAUUGAUCUUUUGUUUAAAUUGUAGUGUAAAAGAAACAUCUUGAGAAAGCCUACCAGCCCAGUUAAGCACAAUACCAAUUUAAUAUUUCAAAGAAAAACAGAGCAGUUGGUUGUCCGCUGCCUUUUGAAAAACAUGUCAUUCUUAAAAACGCGAUAACAUUUACUUCCCUUUGAACUUGAGUAUAUAUUAGCAUUUAUACAUCCUGUGUCGAAGGACAACAUUGACAGCUUACCUUGUCUGACAAGGAUAUGGUUCGUCACGCCACGGUAUAAUGCAUGCAUUCACACACAUUUCUGUCCUUACCAAAUAUGAAAAAUACAUAUUAAUAAUCUCGGGCCACUUUUGCUGUUAAUAAAGGGUCAGAUUAUUGGAAUCUUGAAUACCGUCUUCUGAAACAGUAUUAAGAGCGAACCGAUCCUGAUUUGUAUAUCGUGAUUCAGUAUGAGUAAGAUGUAUAAGCGAUGCAUGUAUACAGAUUAACCUUUUUAACCUGGAGCCCAUAUGCCAGUAUAGAAUUGAGUGAGUGAGUUGAGUUUUAACGCCGCUUUUAACAUUAUUCCAGUCAUAUCACGGCGUGUCAGCUUAAUGUGGGAGGAAAGCCCGAAGUGAAACCCACGAGCACGGGUAUGGUGCUGACAAACCUAGAAAGAUAAUCGGGGCGAACCGGGAUUCGAACCCACAAUCAUAGGUUUAUGGCGUGCCCAAGGGACGCAACUCUGCACAGCGAAUCGCGGCGCCUUAGACGACUUGGCCACCCGUGCCCCCGCCAUUAUAGAAACUACCUCGAGCUACUGUAGUUCAAGGCUUACGGAGUACUGAUAUUACUCCAUAUCAAGCGCGGGUACAGCUUUUUGGAGAGAAAAUGGAGUGUUUGCACAUAAUACGAACAUGCCAGCUGAUAAUUCGGGUGUCAAUUUCCGUUUGUUACCCAAAACGUAGACAAUUUAUUGCUCUUUUUGUUGUUAGCAUGUCAGCAAUAAUAAUAGGUCAAUAGGAUAAGCGUGCUUUUUAAGAGACGCCUCUACCCCUCUUGCUCCACGUCAAUCACGUGUUUCCGGUACCCAUCAGGUCAGAGGUGUUACAGUCGACACGUUUCGCUGUAAUGGUGAAUACAAACAGUAGAAGGGGUGAUCCUUUACAACGGCAAGGUCGUGUAUGAUACGUUAAUCUUUGACAAAGUUGGUCUGUCGAUUGGGAUAUUUACGACAAUGCAUAUCACGUACGGUUGUUAUAGGCCUCGAGAGCAACGAAAACAACUGAACUAGCCAAUCAACACGAAGCAAAAAUAGUAAUACUCAGUGAGAAAUACAUCACAAAAUUAAGACAGGCUGGGAACCCAUGAUAGCAUAUCCUUUUCCUCUGUCUAAAACUAAGUGUCCCCUUAUCCACAGUAUAUAUUAUAUAUUCAUAUUCGUUAGCCUGUAUUAGUUAUGACAAGACUUAAUGUUAAUGCUUUGGAGUGAGCUUAGUUUUCACCGAGCACUCCGUCACUGUUUACUGCAUGCUUGUAUAUUUCAUUUGCGAAACGAUAUGCGUGUCCGCAAAAUACAAAAUCGUUUUGCUACGGUGCAUAAAUUAUUAUUAGAGUGAUAGUUUCGAUGACAUCGUAGUAUUGUAUACCACUGUAUUCCAUAUUUUGUAGUAUUUGUAAUAAAACUCUUUGUUCCUUUGA